AUGGCCCAUCCGCAGGAGCAGCAGCCGCCAAGGAAACCAAAACGUAGAGAACAAUUAGAAGUCUAUUGCCUGGGUAAUCUUAAGAAAUACUUACAGGAGACAACGCUGCAUGGCUUGAAAUAUUUGGUGGACAACUCCUUGAAUGGCUGGGAAAAAUUAUUCUUUCUCGCCGCCUUUGUAAUUUGUUGCAUUACCGUGAUCCAUUUGAUAUCCAACAUCUAUGCCAAAUGGGAGAGUACACCGGUCAUCAUUGGCAUUAGUCCACAUCCAACACCAAUUUUAAAGAUUCCCCUGCCUGCAUUGACACUGUGCAACAUGAAUCAGGCCAUGUAUUCCAAGGUUGCCAACUACACAAAAGGCUCCCGGGAAUAUGCUGCUCUCCAGUAUUUGUGUCAUUCGGACAUUUUCAAUGACCCCCAAACCCAGAAUUUGGAAGAGUUUAAAAACAAUUCUCUGGAGCUUGCAGAAUUUAUUAUUGCGCAUUCCCAGCCCUGUUCCCGAAUGCUUGUGGCCUGUCAACUCAGUUCCGUGGAUGUCAAUUGCAGUGAAUUGUUUCGUGAAGUCGUCACCGAUGAGGGUCUUUGCUGUGCCUUUAACACCUUGCAUCCGCGUUUUCUGUACAAGGGAAAGUCAGUAGAACGUUCCAUAACGGAUAACUAUCGGACUCUGAAUGACCUGAUACAUGGUCCGGAUCUGGUACCAAUUGAUUGGAAUCCCGAAACAGGCUAUCCCACGAAAUUACCACCAAAAUAUUAUCCAAGGCCGACUUAUGGAACUGGUAUCUCGCUGGGCGUUUCCGUCAUGCUAAAUGCCGAUGUGGAUGAAUACUACUGCUCGUCGAGUAGUGGUGCUGGGUUCAAGGUGAAUUUAGGCAGUCCAGUGGAUAGACCUCUGAUAAGCGAGGGAGGUGUUGCCGUACCCUUGGGUUCGGAGACACGAUUUCGCAUUGAUGCCCAACUCACCGAAUCGUCGCCGGCCAUUCGCUCGAUAAAUCGUCGCCGACGUCGUUGUGUCUUUCUCGAUGAACAGCAGCUCGUCUUUUAUCGUUACUACACGAAGACACAUUGUGAAAAUGAAUGUUUGUCCGCCUUCCUGAUAGAGCAUUGCGGCUGUAUACCCUAUUAUUUGCCGGUAAUCUAUGACAAUGCAACAUUUUGUAAUAUCAGUCGAUUGUUUUGCAUUGAAAAGGCAAAGUUGACACAGAAUCCAGCUGGAAGAUGUAUGUCCCGUUGUCAUACGCCUUGUGUUGAUUUGACCUUUAUGCCGGAUGCAUUCUCUUCACCCCUGGCCAUGCACAAUUACACCAUACAGAGUGAAAUUUUGACAAACUUGCCCAAGGAGGAGGUGCAACGCAAUAUUGCCGUUAUACAUUUUUACUAUCGCGAAUCGGUCAUCAAUGCGGAACUGAAAAAUGUCUAUAUUGGAUUUACGGAAUUUUUGUCCAAUACCGGUGGCAUUUUGGGUCUUUUUAUGGGCUUCAGUUUCAUUUCCAUUGCCGAGAUUGUCUACUUUUCGCUACUUCGACCAAUUUUCAAGUUUGUGGUACCAGAGAAAGACCGUAACUCCGCUGUGAUUACACAAGUUCGUGCUGCCCCAAAGGUAAAUAAAAAUUGGCUGCCUGAAGAAAUAUGCAGAGUUGCAACCAAAUCCCAUAAUACCAAGAGAAGAGACGAAGAAGAGGAGCGGAGAUAUUCGAUAAGGGAGAGUGGAGUUCUAUAA
Molecule: messenger RNA, 1719 nt
Organism: Musca domestica (house fly)
Lineage: Eukaryota; Metazoa; Arthropoda; Insecta; Diptera; Muscidae
Product: pickpocket protein 28
Exons: 8
Coding region: 1-1719 (572 amino acids)
Biological process (GO): sodium ion transmembrane transport
Cellular component (GO): membrane
Molecular function (GO): ligand-gated sodium channel activity
Source: RefSeq, a predicted model, not a curated record